Messenger RNA from Didymodactylos carnosus, 387 nucleotides. The record is from the annotation of a GenBank genome assembly. NCBI's taxonomy places the organism in Eukaryota, Metazoa, Rotifera, Eurotatoria, Philodinida, Philodinidae.
AUGUUAGCAUUUAUGAGAAAAUUAAGAAUGGCCAAAAGUCAAAGAGAUGAACUAUUGAAAUUAGUAAAUGAUUUUUUUCCAACACCAAAUAAUUCGCCAACAACCUCAAUAAAAUUAUGCAGUUCAUUAGGUUUGACGUCAAAUCAUCAAACAUAUACAUUUUUUAGUAAUUGUUUAAGGGAAAUGAAAUAUGGACAAUGUGUAAAUAACAAUUGUCAAUUUUCAAAUGAAAAAAUAAAUAUAGAUCAAAUAUUUGAUUUAUGUUUAAUGAAUUUAAAAUAUCCAUCGGAAACAAUAGUAAGGUCUAAUUACGAUCUAUUAUUAAAUUAUCAGAAGGUAGCACGUUUAAAACGAAAUGAUUUAACUGACAUAACAUCAUCCAUUUAG